UACUUCAACGUCAUAAUCUCAUCGGGGGUCCCAACUCCUGAGCGGAACAAAGUCCAACCUUCCAAGUUGACCUGUUUAGACCGAAGCAAUCGAACAUGAUAACAUCGUAAACGUGAUAGCAAUAGCACAUUAGCUUAUUCGUUAGCAUCUAUAAGAAGAUGGCAUCCUCGGACCAAUCUGACCAGCAAAACCAGAAUGGCGGCCCAGUUAGAGAAGAUGCUGGUCCAGUUAGAGAAGAUGCUGCUCCAGUUAGAGAAGAUGCUGCUCCGAGAGAAACGCUGAUUGCCACGGCAGUGAGGUUUUUACACAACCAGAAAGUCCGCCAAAGUCCUUUAGCGACCAGAAAAGCUUUCUUGAAGAAGAAAGGUCUUACCGAUGAAGAGGUGGAGUUGGCCAUCCAGCGAGUCGGUAGUACGGAUGAGCCGCUGGCCGUCACCGUUCCGGGCCCUGGACACAUCAUCCAUCCGCUUCCGCUGUCCCCUGUCCCCUACACAGGUCCCCCAGGUUACAGAUGGAGACACUACGGUGCCCUGGCUGUUAUCAUGGCAGGAAUGGCCUUUGGCUUCCAUCACCUUUACCGGAAAUACAUCCUUCCCCUCAUUAUGGGCAGCAAAGAGGACAAGAAGCAUCUGCAGAAGAUCGAGAGCAACAUCGCGGAUAUGAGUGGCACGCUGACACAGACAGUCACUCAGUUGCAGAUGACCCUGACCUCUGUGCAAGAAUUGCUGGUCCAACAGCAGAAGAAAAUUCAGGAGCUGUCACAGGAGCUGGCUAACUCGCAGGCCUCAUCUACAACCAACUGCAUGCUGGAGUCUCAGAGCAUCAGUGAGCUCAAGGCUGAGAUUGUGUCUUUGAAAGGUCUUCUUCUAAGCAGGAGGCAGUUCCCCGCCUCACCCUCCAUUCCCAAAAUCCCAUCCUGGCAAAUCCCUCUCAAACCGGGGUCACCGUCCAACCCCCCCUCCGUCAACCACACUAACAGCAGUAGUGACAUCUCGCCCGUCAGCAACGAGUCCACCAACUCCUCGCCUGUUAAAGAGAGCGACAGCUCCCAGGCCACCCCGUCCGACUCUCACUGCCCGAACGGAGACGUGGGCCUGGGGUCCAUGCUCCCUCUGGACCUGAAACACCGCAUGGAAAUCCAGGGAGAGGAAGAGAAGAAAGAGGAGGAGGUGGAGGAAGAUGAUGACGUGACCCAUGCGGAUGAGGAGGAUCUGAGCGUCCAGACAGAGGACAGAAGAGGAGGUGACGGACAGAUAAACGAGCAGGUGGAGAAGCUGAGACGUCCGGAGGGGGCGAGCAACGAGAGCGAGGUCGAUUAGAAAGAAUUUAUACGUCCAUUUGGCUUUUCGUGCCCUUUGCCCCACCUUUUUGAUUAGAUUUGAUUGUUGCAGUAAAACGGUUACCCUCUGCGUAUUUAAGAACAGCAGGUGAGAUGGAUUAUGUCCCAUUUAUUGCACCUCUAGUCCCUUUUGACCUGAUUCACUUGACUUUUUAACAUGCAAACUUCCAACGUGCAAACCAGCGUGGCAACACAAACAUUCUGCAUGCCUGAACAAGCACAGUAACAGAAUAUUUUUGAGAAAACCAACAAUGAGAGAUUGAACGUGACUUUUUUCUUUGGUAAUGAAGACGGCUCAUUUCAAUGCUAGCUUAUUCACCAGAUGCUACAGACUACAGGUUUGGAUACACUGUAAAAGCCAUAUAAGUGUACUGUAAAGCUUCAAGUUAAUCUAAACACAAUCAGUGGCAGUAAAGAGAGUAUAAAAGCGAAUCAAAGGCACCAUUCAGUCCACCCUUCUUUGAUAAUCGGGUGGUAGAGCUGUUUCUGUGCCACCCCUUUAAAGGGAUAGUUCACCCAAAAAAAACAAUUCUGUCAUGCACUCACGGUCUAGUCAUUUCAAUCCUGAAUGACUUUUUUCUUUUGUUAAUACAAAAGAAUGUAUUUUGGAGAACGUUGGUUAUGAAAAACCACUGGUCCCCAUUGACUUCUAUUGUAUGGACACAAAACCAAUGCAAGUCAAUGGGACUGACAUUCUUCAAAAUAUUUCAUUUAGGGGUGAACUAUUCCUUUAAGUUCUGUUUUGCUCUAGUAAAGGCUAGUUUACAUUUCCCAACAAAUGCCACCAAAACACAGUUGUUGGGUUUAGCUGGAAAGUUUUUGGUAUUGUGGAAAAUCACUUGUUUUCCAACAUUUUAAAUGCAAUGUUUUAAUUGUUGGCUUUCAUUAAGACAUACGUGUCCUUCACUUGUUAUAUACAGAUCACAGAUCUUUGUAAGGCCUUGUGAUUUGCGAUUAGAGUGAUGGCGCGUCUCACCGAUAGCGAGGAAAGGAAAAACAUGCAUGAGAACGCCGGGAACGAGAGAAAGAGAAAUGCGUCUGUCUCGCCCGCGUCUCUCCAGUCUCCAGCAGGGUAGCUGAUUUGGUUUAUGAAGUAUGUUAAUAAUCAAAUGAUCGACAAAUAACAGAUGUAUUAGUUCAUGCAGCUUGAAAUGUCAAGGAGGCUAAAAUCGGAAAUCUAAUACUGAAAGCCUGUUAUAUUGUAUUAUAUUACAUGACAAACCCUCCAGUCCAAAUUAUAUAGGCCUCCUGCAGUGAAUAAUCUUAACAUGAAACGGUGCUGGGGUUUUGUAAUUAAACCGUGUAAAACAAUGGAUGCUUCAGCGGAGGUGCUGACAGUCUUACUUUUCUCUUCGGCGGCUUUUCUCUCAGAACAGCCUGAGAGGAUUUUUAAAAAGGCGAAAAAUAAAACUCCCCUGUGAUGCGAAUCUAGAGAAACGUAUGAAUAUUUAACUAAUGAAAUUACUCACUCGCCAGCUGACGAGAAGAAAGCCAGAGAGAUCCUGGAGUGAGGACUACAGCGUCUGAUCCGUUGUGACAUUUUCACUUUUAACAAAUGACCUUCGGAGUAACCGGAUUACAGAACGUAGCAGGUGAAUCAUGGGACUGUGGCAGUCUUCGCCAUGCAGUGACACAACUGAGGAGCUCAACUUUUCCGGCUGUGUGUUUGUCUUCUUUUUUCUAGACUAGAGGUGACUAUCUCACACAACUAUAGUAUAUGAUCAUGUGACGCAAUGUGUAUUCAUUUGCUUUGCAGUGAUACAGGAUUUGAUUUUAUUUCUUAAAACUAGACAUUGAUUUGUUAAGCUAAAGAUCCAAAUGCAAAGCGUGUGAUUAGGGAAUAGUUCAAGCAAAAAAUCAAAUUCUGUCGUUAUUGAUGUACCUUCAUGUCUUUCCAAACCGGCAUCCUUUUAUUUAACAGAAACUCAAAAUUUGGCAUAUUUCUAUCAUCCAAAAUUGGGUGAAUGUUUUUUUCCCACUGAAGAAGGUCAAACGUUCUGGUUCGGAUUGACUGAUAAGUAAAUAAUGACAGAAUUAUUACUGUAGUUUGAACUGUAUUUUGAUCUCUGAAGUAAAUGAUAUCAUAUUGGUGUCAUACAGAGAUGACAUGGUGGAGUUAUCAAUAGUUACUGAUUUAACUCAGAGGAAGGAAGACUGUCAGCUUUAGUUGAGUGUUUGUGCGUGUACGAGUUUUACCUAAAAAACACAUUCUUGAUUUCCUGUAACUAGCAGGUUGAUUCUGCUAUUCUGACCUUCAAACAACAACACAUCUAACUAAAUUUAGCUUAUCAUUGUAAACCUGCUAUGAGGGAAGUUAGAUCUACUGAAUUAAUGAGGAGAUAAGCCACAGAUUCAGUGCCUAUGUGUCUCUCUUGAGAUCAUGUUCUCAUUUUUUGACACAAUUUUGUUAGGAGUCUAAAUCUUGCGGCAGGGUUACAGAAACUCAGAUUGGGGCUAUAAGCAUUCAUUUUUUUGUGCGUGUUUUGGCUUACUGUAGGUUUACAGGUGAGCUAACGCUGAAGGUUUGUUGUAUAAACUGCAGUGUUGCUUGAUUUUGUUGACACGGAGACAGAUUUGUCACGGACACGUUCUGAAGAUGAAUGUAAAUAAUUGUAAUAAAUUUCAUUUAACACAA
Molecule: messenger RNA, 3974 nt
Organism: Triplophysa dalaica
Lineage: Eukaryota; Metazoa; Chordata; Actinopteri; Cypriniformes; Nemacheilidae
Gene: pex14
Product: peroxisomal biogenesis factor 14
Exons: 9
Coding region: 159-1319 (386 amino acids)
Biological process (GO): protein import into peroxisome matrix, docking
Cellular component (GO): peroxisomal importomer complex; peroxisomal membrane
Molecular function (GO): signaling receptor binding
Source: RefSeq, a predicted model, not a curated record